This is a messenger RNA of Haemorhous mexicanus (house finch), 2441 nucleotides long. It is a transcript of the gene THUMPD2, whose product is annotated as THUMP domain containing 2. Gene Ontology annotation, molecular function: tRNA (guanine) methyltransferase activity; RNA binding. Bases 29 to 1933 code for a protein of 634 amino acids. Gene Ontology annotation, biological process: tRNA methylation. The transcript is spliced from 11 exons. Lineage: Eukaryota; Metazoa; Chordata; Aves; Passeriformes; Fringillidae. The record is from RefSeq and is a predicted model, not a curated record.
CGCCCCCAGCAGGCCACGCCUCUUCAAGAUGGCGUCGGCCGAGCCCGCGCGGUUCUUCUGCACGGCGGGCCGCGGGCUGGAGCCCUUCCUGGCGCGGGAGGUGCGGGCGCGGCUCGGCGCCACCGAGGUGGACUGCGUCUCGGGAAAAGUGUUCUUCAGGGCGGCGGCGGGGCCCGGAGAGCUGCGGCAGCUGCGGUCGGGGGAGCGCCUGUUCUUGCUGCUGAAGAAGCACAGCCCGCUGCCAGUGUCCGGGAACAGAGGGAAAAUGCUUCAUGAGAUUAAAAGCCUUGUCAUUGAGAACCCAAAAUACUGGCUGGAUAUUAUCUCUGUUUGGAGAAAGCUUCAUGGACUGGAGGGGAAAACAGAUGAUGGCUCUCAAGAAAACACAUUGGCUCUGAAGAGAAAGUCAGAAGAAGAGACAAAUACUGCAAGUAAAAGGCAGAAAACGGAACAAGUGAGGGCAAUUGUGUCUGAGGAGUGUCAGGUGGGAGCUGGAGAGACCUGUGAGGCACCAGACAGAAUGAGCAGGCAGGAGUGCUGGCCUGAGAGCAGGACUUGCUCAGAAUUGCCUUCCAGAGGCAGUGGAGAGGAUCCUGCUGCCAGUGAGGAGCUUAGCUUCAGCUUCAGAGUGUCAUGUCGCUGCAGUGGAGCGAUUGCCAGAAUACUGACUUCACAGGAGGUCGGAAGAGCCAUUGGCCUGGCGCUGGUGAAGCAGUGCAGGUGGCGUGCUGAUCUGCGGGACCCUGACCUGGAGAUCUUUGUACAUCUUAAUGACAUUCACUCUGUGGUGGGGAUUCCUCUUUUCAGGCUUCCAUUGGCAAACAGAGAGUAUAUCAGAACGGCAGGACUGCGGUCAACAGUGGCAUGGGCCAUGGCAUCUCUGGCUGAAAUCAGGUGCCUGUGGACGGGGUCUGCCAUGCCUGUGAUGAGUGUGCUGUCACCUGCAGUUCAGCCAGGUGUCUGCUGUAACUCCAGGGGCUUCUCAACAGAGCUGGUAAUCCCUGUACAGGCUGGUGGCCUUGUGCUGGAUCCCAUGUGUGGGCUAGGAACCAUCCUGCUGGAGGCUGCCAAGGAGUGGCCUGAAGCCUGUUACUGGGGUGCUGAUAUAAGUGACUCGCAGUUAGAGGGUGCAGAUGGCAAUAUCAGAGCUGCAGGCCUGGUGGAUAAGAUUGAGCUGCUGAAAGCUUCUGUGAAAGCGCUGCCAUUGCCUUCAGACAGCUUUGACAGCGUUAUUUCGGAUAUUCCGUUUGGGAAGAAGUUCAAGACCACGAGUGAUGCCCAGCUCCUACCAGAUCUUCUCCAUGAAAUGGAGAGAGUGCUUCGUGUAGGAGGGACCCUGGUGUUGCUGCUGAGCCAGGAGCUCUGCAGACGCAUGGAUGGUUUGACCAGGUGUGCUGGAGGUGACCCUGCUGAGGCCUCUGCUGAUGGUGACAGUGGAGCAGCCCCUGCACAAGCCAUGGAUGGUUUGACCAGGUGUGCUGGAGGUGGCCCUGCUGAGGCCUCUGCUGAUGGUGACAGUGGAGCAGCCCCUGCACAAGCCAUGGAUGGUUUGACCAGGUGUGCUGGAGGUGGCCCUGCUGAGGCCUCUGCUGAUGGUGACAGUGGAGCAGCCCCUGCACAAGCCAUGGAUGGUUUGACCAGGUGUGCUGGAGGUGACCCUGCUGAGGCCUCUGCUGAUGGUGACAGUGGAGCAGCCCUGAGUGUGGAUGGGAAUUCCUCCUCCUUGGCCCAGGGGGGUGGAGAACCCGUUCUCAGCAGACAUUUCAGUUCUCUGCUGCCAGAGGGUGUCUAUGCCAUUAGCCUGGGCAAGACUGAUGCUUUCAUACACAAAUACAGGAAGGUGUCUGCUGCUGGGAGCAGCAGAACUGGGACUGGGAGCUGUCCCAGUACUGGGACACUCCCUGGAACUGGGAGCUCUCUGGCCCUGUGCUGAAGGGAACUUGAAUGCUUCAGGAGCAGCAGGGCAGGACUCGGUGGGGCUCUGCUGAUGCAAAGACACCCACUGCCAUCCCUUAGAUAGCCUCACGUUCUUGGGAUGUCCUAAGGCACUGUGCUGUUGUGUCUCUGGUUUUUAGGAGGGGUGGAAGAUGCUGAUUCUACUGUAUUGGAUACAGUGAAAGAGGAUACAGUGUAUUGUAAAGUGGCAGAGUCCUCCAGUCCUUGUUUAGGCAAAGCUGCUCGGUGUUGGGAGGAGUUUCUGUAGGAGAGAAAGUCUUGAUUUGCAGAACUGCAAACCCAGAUGUGGCAGCCCAUGAUCUUUGGGCUGUGCACUCCAGCUGUUCAUUUUAAAGUAAUAUUUAAGCUACAGCUUUGUCUAUUCUAACUAUUCUUAGUGUUCAGGUUGUUCUUAGGUGGAGGAUAGGUGGUCCCCCUGAGAUGCUGAGCAGGGAGGCCAGAAGGAGAAGAAGUAGCACUGACAGCUGGAGUUGCAGCCAGUCCCA